AUGAGUUCCAGACUCAACCCCACAAUUGAGGAGCCAAGUCCUCUACCAGAGCUUGAACCUAGGAGUCCAAGGCGCUCUAUAUCUGAACCAGUAAGCCCCAGGGAAUCCUCGGGGGAUAUGGGAUACAGAGCCACUCGCCAACGCGAUGGUUCUAUGACAUGUUUCCCAAAACUUCCCUCGAGGACAUCUACCAGCGACUGGCUAACUCCCCUAGGUCUAUUUGGGGAAUCUAACAUAUCCGAACACCGAGAGACAGUAUCGGAUCUCUACGCUUGCGGCGUCGAUGCGCAUUGCGGCACAAAUAUCCCUCAGUCACUAGAGGUACUAGAGGAAUCGCCUCUACAGACACCAGUUCCAAUAAAUGAUUUCCCUUUCCAGGAGCCGCCGCUACAAUGGCCCGCUCAGCAGACCCGGGGGCUCGAGGCAAUUGGAAAGAGAACAGGCUGUUCUAUCGGCGUAUCUUCACAUCGUCGGAAGAGUAGCGUAAAGCCAAUGGAAAACCGGAUUCCAGAGCCGAACCACAAUAUUCUGGAUAAACUGCGCCGCUACAGCUUCAUGCCACUUUCGGACCAAACUCCGGAGAAUAUUCGUGAAGCUUCUCCUCCUGGUCGGACUUAG
Molecule: messenger RNA, 618 nt
Organism: Hypoxylon trugodes
Lineage: Eukaryota; Fungi; Ascomycota; Sordariomycetes; Xylariales; Hypoxylaceae
Exons: 1
Coding region: 1-618 (205 amino acids)
Source: RefSeq, a predicted model, not a curated record